AUGAAUGGUCAAGAGGAGGGUGCUGAGCCGGGACCAUCAAAAAGCAAACCAUCCGCAAGCUCAGCAUCAACGAUAAAUGGAUCAUCUCGGAAGUUAUCUCGUACUGCGAAGCAACAAAAAGGCCGCAGUAUGCGUCUCCAAAAAGCAGCUGAGAAACGUGCUCGACAAGAUGCUAGACGUAAACUGCGCGAGAAGCUGGCUGAUGCGGCACCACCGAAACAACAACCGAAAACGAUUGAAAGCACUCGGGAAUAUGAUAUGACCAUGGUUGAAGCUGAUGAUGAAGAGAUCUUGAAUGAUGAAGCAAACGAUGAGAUGAGUUCAUAUUUCAAUCGGGAAACGUCACCGAAGGUUCUUAUUACGACAUCACCAUACGCGAAAGUGAACACGUUCAAAUUUUGUUACGAACUUCAAAAAUGUAUACCGGAUGCGGAAGUGUACACAAGGAAAGGUGUGGCGUUGAAGAAGGUUGUGAAACAAGCGAAACAGAAAGAUUAUACAGACUUAAUUGUUGUGCACGAAGAUCGCAAAAUACCGAGUUNUUGUUUUCUGAUUUUUGUUUACACUUGUGAUACGAUAUUGCUCAAAUUGAGUGAUAAUAAAUACAGUGAUUACCUUUUUUCAGAUGGUAUCGUAUUGUGCCACUUACCUGAUGGACCAACCGCAUUCUUUAGGAUUAACAGUCUCAAAUUUACAAAAGACCUCAAGAGAAAAGGCGAAACAACGGAUCAUAAUCCAGAGGUGAUUUUGAACAAUUUCAACACUCGGUUAGGACAUACAGUGGCGAGAAUGUUUGCGUGUUUAUUUCCACAUCAGCCGGCAUUCACAGGACGACGUGUGGUCACAUUCCAUAAUCAACGAGAUUACAUCUUCUUUAGGCACCACAGAUAUGAAUUCAAACGCGAAGGUGAGAAAGCCGCUCUGCUGGAGCUCGGUCCACGCUUCACACUUCGACUCAAAUGGCUACAGAAAGGAACGUUCGACUCACGUUGCGGAGAAUAUGAAUGGGUUUUGAAGAGACACGAAAUGGAGACGAGUCGGAGGCGUUUCUUCUUAUAG
Molecule: messenger RNA, 1059 nt
Organism: Anisakis simplex (herring worm)
Lineage: Eukaryota; Metazoa; Nematoda; Chromadorea; Rhabditida; Anisakidae
Source: the annotation of a GenBank genome assembly